This is a messenger RNA of Drosophila suzukii, 2294 nucleotides long. RefSeq names its product glycerophosphocholine phosphodiesterase GPCPD1. NCBI's taxonomy places the organism in Eukaryota, Metazoa, Arthropoda, Insecta, Diptera, Drosophilidae. Gene Ontology annotation, molecular function: glycerophosphocholine phosphodiesterase activity; starch binding. Gene Ontology annotation, biological process: glycerophospholipid catabolic process. The record is from RefSeq and is a predicted model, not a curated record.
ACAGAACGGGUUUGACCGCCGGCCAGACGAGACCGAUUUCCCAUUCGCGUCGAGACUUUGAUAGCGUGGACUUCUUAUCGUCGCGACCACUCGAAGAUGUGGCCAGUGUCAUAAAUCUCGAGGCAGUGAUACCGAUUGGUGGUCGAAAUUCCAAAGCCCCAGUCCCCAGUUGUAACGCGAUCGCCGUGGAGCGCAGACAUGUCGGUGUCCUGGUCGAAGACUUUCGUGGCUCUCACCGUCGCCUGGCUGAGCACCCUGUGCCUGCUGCCCGUGGCCACCUUCUGCGACACCUCCUACUACGAGAAGUACUAUGCGGCCCGUCGCUAUGUGCCCCUCAAGCGUAAUGCCCCGCUGCUCUUCAACUUCACCCUAACCCUGCCGGAUGCAGAGCAACUGGCCUCCUUUGAGCGACCCGCCCUGGUGGGCAACCUGCCGGGAUUGGGCUCUUGGCAGGCGGGUCAGGCGGUGCUCCUAAAUCGCACGGCCGCCCAUAAUGUGUGGACGGGCUCCGUGGAGAUCCCGCAAAACAGCAGCGUGGAGUAUCGCUACUUUGCCGCCACCGUUGGCCAGCAUGGAGCCGUGCAAAUCCGCCGCUGGGAGUCGCAUGUCCAGGCCAGGACCUUCAACACCACCAAGUUCCAUGGCAAUCGCAGCGAUGAAUUUGGACUGAUUGGCGGGGAGCGCAGGUUGUCGCGUGGUUGGCUCCAGGACUCGGGCAGCAUACUGCAACUGAAGGUGUUCCACCAGGCUCUUAGUUUGGAGGAGCAGCCUGCGGAUGAGGGUCGUGGAAAGUUGCGCCUGCGUUUGCAGCCCGUGGAUCCAAAGACCCUGUCGCCCAUCCUCAGUUCCGCACGUGCCAGUGUAGAGUACGUGCGAAUGUCCUAUGGGGACAGUAAACUUCGGGUGCCGCCGGAGUACGGGGUGCCCUACGCCUCCGGCGACAUCCUCAUGUUCCAUGUGAGUCUGGAGCAGUUGGACCGAGUGGCCUACGUGGUGGAAGUUUAUGCCGAGGAGGCAGAGGAGGGCCUGGUCCGCCUGCUGGGCUACUCGCACCUGCAGCCCACCUCCUUCUCCGGCAGUGAGGGUAAGGUCUCCGUGGACCUCAUCUCGCCGCUCUGGCAGCGCGUGGUGGGCAGUCUGCAGCUGGAGUACCUUCUCAUCCGUCCCAUGGAGAAGGAUGGCUUCGAUCUGCGCACCAGCUUUGCCCAUUACUGGCGCACUAACUGGACAGCCUUGGAGAUUGGCCACCGUGGGCUGGGCAAAUCCCUGACGGUCACCACGAAUGCAGCUCCAUUGAUAGAGAACACAGUGGCCUCCAUGCUGGCCUCCGCCGAGAUGGGUGCCGAUCUCGUAGAGUUCGAUGUGCAGCUGACCAGCGACCUGGUGCCCAUCAUUCACCACGACUUCUCCAUACGCGUCUGCAUCGACUCCAAGACGCCGACCAGCCGGGCUGACCUGACCGAGGUGCUGCUAAAGGACAUAUCGUAUGAGCAGCUGAAGGAUUUGAAGACCUACCAAAUAGUGGGCAACAAGAUCGUCGAGUAUCCGGCACACAACAAUGUGGAGCCGCCGGAGCAGCGACUCUUUCCCACCCUGCAGGACUUCUUCGAGCGGGUGAAUCAGACCACGGGAUUCGACAUAGAGAUCAAGUGGCCGCAGCAGAAGGCGGAUGGAACGUACGAGAGUGUCCAGACGCUGGACAAGAACCUCUUCGCGGAUCGCAUCCUGGCGGUGGUGCGGCGAUAUGGUUGCGGACGGCUCAAUGUGAUCAAGAGCUUCGACGCCGACCUCUGCUCCCUGCUGCGCUUCAAGCAGCACAUGUACCCGGUGCUCUUCCUGUCCAGCAGCAAGGAGAACACCUUUACCGAUCCACGGACCAGCACCGUGGAGCAGAGCGUCAACUUUGCCCAGGCCCUCGAUCUGGGUGGCGUUUCCCCUAACGCCGUCUUUGUCAAGGCGAAUCCGGAAUUGGUCGAACGGGCCAGGGCUCAGGUGCCCAUCGUCCUGCUCUGGGGAUCAGACAUUAAGGAUCGCGACUCCAUCGAUUGGUUCCUGCAGCAGGGACCCACUGGUGUCAUCUAUGACCGGCUGGACGUGUGGCUGGGCGCCAACAGGACGAGUGCCUUUGCGGCAGAGCAGGAUCUGCCCGGAUACUUUCAGCUACAGUGCGAUCCGGCGCCCAAGGAGCGCGUGGUCAAUGCCACCAUCGAGAGCAUCCUGAGUAACGUUAACUUCCUGUAGUCCCAGAUUUCUGUAGAGAUAUAUACUACAUGCAAUAAACGAUCUAGAAAGUA